Messenger RNA from Bacidia gigantensis, 579 nucleotides. RefSeq lists its product as uncharacterized. Lineage: Eukaryota; Fungi; Ascomycota; Lecanoromycetes; Lecanorales; Ramalinaceae. The transcript has a single exon. Bases 1 to 579 code for a protein of 192 amino acids. The record is from RefSeq and is a predicted model, not a curated record.
AUGGCAGACGUAAUGGACUUUUUGCCUUGGUUUCUCCUCUUCUGGCACGUCUCAGCUGCUCCUCAACUGAUCAUCCAACCCUCUAAUGUCACCAUCCCAUCUACUACCACCUCAAACUCGUCAGGGCUACCCGCCGAGAACACAGCCGCAUCGGUGUGCGAUGAUACUUGGCCUCGCUGCUACGAUGGAGAUCCGGCUUACAACUUUCUCAACUACCAACAAUGCGCUGGAGCAAUCUCAAGCAUUCAAAAUGACAGCGACUUCAGUAACGGUCGAGAUCAAUGGGCAUGCACCCAGCCAGGAACCGUACGCAGCUGGUCUGCGAAAGACGAAUCCUGCGUCGUAAGCAUUGGAUGUCAGAGUCCCGGCAUAAACGGCACCUUUGCUCUCCGACAAGUGGCAAACGGAUUUGGAACCCUCGGAACGCAAUGCAAAGAGGGCGGCAAGCAACUACUCUACGAACCGCAGGAGUGCGUUGGAGAAGCCUGGUACAUCGACGUGUACAAUUCGACUAUGCUCGGGGGCACAUACGAGGACUACCAGAGUGAUCCUGAGGUGACAGUGGAACGGAAAUCAUGA